Chara braunii is the source of this 1980-nucleotide messenger RNA. The record is from the annotation of a GenBank genome assembly. Lineage: Eukaryota; Viridiplantae; Streptophyta; Charophyceae; Charales; Characeae.
GGGAGUCAGCGAGGAUUGUCUUGCUAGGGUCGUCGACAUGGGGUGGGCACAGCGCCGCCAGCAUGAGCCUGUCGCGGACCAUGUGCAAGACACAUUCAGGGCCCGCUCUCCUGUGUAUCGGUACCUGGUUGUUGGCCAGAAGGUCGACAACAAGGGGGUCAUAAUGCUCCGUUGCACGUUUUGCAACAAAGUUUUCCAAGGGACCCAAUUUCAGGCCACGAGGCACUUCACACAGACAAACUACUGCAAGGACAUCAGCGACGAGGCGUUGUACGAGAUCGCGCGACAGACUCAACAGAAGUUUGAGGCCGAUCAGACGGAGAGGGUUGCCAGGUAUGCAGUGGAGCGCGGACUCGAUGUGCCCGACACGGGUGGUGCAAGGGGAGGAGAGGCGGGGCGUCGUCCGGUGGAGGGAGGGGUCGAAGGAGAUGGUGGGCAUGGUGCGCCAGACCCCCCUUUGGGGGUUGGAGGCGGUGAGACGGAGGAGGGCGUGAUCCACGUCGAUCGCGAGGCGCGUGGCCCGGGCGAGGAGGGAGUCUCAGAAUACGAGGAUGAGCCAGAGUUUCAUCCAGGCACUAGGGAGAGGAUGGAGGAUUGGUGGAGGCGAGCAAGCAAGGGAUCUGCAACGGAGGGGUCUUCCAAGAGGAAGGAAGGAGGAAGUGAUUCGGCUCCCACCCCAGCAGGAAAGAGGCUUCGCCAGCAGAAGAUGACUGAUUUUUACGUUCGGGGCGGGCGCGCCAGAGUUGCAACGACGCGCUCUUCGGGUGAUGCACAUGUGGUCUUGCGCCUCUCCAGCAGCGGAGAGGAACUGGGCAGUCCACGAGGGCAUUCACAUGAAGAAGAGCAACCAGUUGUGCGGUUGACGGAGUAUCGGCGGGUUGGAUGCGGUUAUGUGCUGCCAUGGCAGCGGGACGAGGGCAUGCUGGAUUGCCAGGCAGGACUCAAGGCGGAGCCUGUGCGGACGGGCAUGCGUAGGGGGAUGACGGAGGAGGAGAUUGCCCGUCAGGUUGCGCUUAUUACCCGAAAUCCCAUCGGGGCCUCCGCACCACCCUCUGCUGAUGCCGUUUUCGGUAAACGUGCUUGCAUUUUUCGUUCCUACCCGAGGGAGGACGACUCGGACGAGGAGCCAGUGCCCGAGGCGGCAGAUGACCCUGCGCUCCGCAUUCCCCAUGAGAUCGACGAGACACACGACGAUCCCGACUCCAAGGAGACGAGGGCAAACACUGCACGACGGGCGGCGGACCGGGCGGACAGGGAGAUGCUGGGGGGAGAGGAGGAGCUUUGGGGCCCAUUCGGGGAGGUCGCUUCCACGGGCAGCACAUACGCGUGGGUGACGACCCCCACUCCGACGAGGCGGGAGUCAUCCAUGCCGCCACCUCCUGCUCCGAAAGGAGGGGGCACCGUCGGCAGCAACAGUGGAGGGGGGGACACGACGAUCGCAACCGCGGUGGACGAGAUAGCAUCAUCAGCAGCAGCAGCAGUGCUGGAAGAGUUGGCAGCAUCAAUGUUGGAGGAGGAGGUGGCACCGACAGCAAGAGGAGCAGCAACAGUGGAUGGGCAGGUGGCAGCAGCAGGAGGAGCAGCUGGAGGAGCGGCAGCAGUGGAGGUGGAGGAGGCAGUAGCAGUGGAGGAGGAGGAGGCACCGUCGGCAGCUGCAAUGGAGGGGGGGUGGUGUUCGCACGGGCCUUGGAGGAGGCCAGGCUUCGAGAGACAGAGGGGGUAUUGUGUGCAGGGUGGGGUGAUGGCGAGGGAGGACGUUGCGGAGGGAGUGGCAGCAGAGGCGGUCGAUGAGGCAUUGCCGGGUGGAGCAGAGGCAACGGACGUUGCUGUGGAGGGACGUCCACAGGCGGUGGAUGAGGCUGUGCAGGCGGGACAGCGGCGAGACGAGGGGCUAUAGACGUACGACGUGUGGUCCAGGAGACAGCGUCGGGUGCAGUCGUUCUGUUUUCAGGCCUGCACUUGGCUCACGUCCGACAAUCG